GCUGUCUGUGUUGCAUCAGGAGAUCCCGACACUGCUGCAUGGAGAAGAUGGCUGACUCCUGCCCAACUACCUGAUCCCGACUAUGCUGAACUCGCUGACUCAGGUGAAUUUCGCUUUCAAUCCAUCGACUCCAAGUUAUCCAUUGCCUUGCAGAAUAUGGUGGAUGCUGCGGGUGAAGUGGCAUUCGAAGUCAGAGUCAAGAUAAGGCAAAGGAGUCAAGUGCUUGGGAGAGAAGGCAAUUUCUUGAUGGGCAGGGAGAUUUUGGCAAUGAUCCUCGAUUUCAGAACGACAUCUAAAGAUGAAGUGUUAUUCAAUGCCAGCCACAUCUACAAGUUACAAUAUCGUGGUGACAAAGAGAUGGACAAGUUCCUCAACGCAUGGAUUGAAAUCAUUGCGAAUAUGAAGGUUGAGGGCAUACCAUCUGACAACACCUUACGUAGGGACAAUGAUGACAAGAAGAAGACCUACAAAGAGCUAUUGGAGAUCAUGAAGAGACACAUUGCUCGUGUGCGUGAGGAGAGGAACAUUGCAGCAAGAGACAAAUUUGCCACGGACUAUGCUGACCUUGGCAAACCGACGACUCCUGCACCGAAGCCUGCCGCACCUACACCGGCUCCAAAGGACGGUAAGACCGGAAAACUGAGUGCUCCUGCACCCAAAGGAAGGAGGGACCACAACUUCUAUGGAUGGCUGAAGGGCGACUGCAAGAAGGGUGACAAGUGUACCUUCAAACACGACCCCAGCAUGAAGGGCAAGAAGGCUGCACCUUCAACCAAGACUACUGACGCUAAGGCCACUCCAGCGUUGGUCCGAGAGUACGAUGACGAUUUCAUGGUGAGUGCGAUGCCAAGUGAGAAGAUGGUCAAGAUAGAUGUCAAAUUCAAUGAGCAGGUGGACAAGUUUGAGUACGUGAAGCCUGACUUCGUGGAGUGCUCGAAUCAUAGGCCAAGGAGAAACCUGUCAAGAGCUCAGAAACGGUCAUUGACGUGCAGGGCUACUCAAGAAAUCAUGAACGACCAGCAAUGGGUGUUACAAUCUAAGUUGGGUAUGACACGAGCACGUACAAUUGGCAUAUUGAUGGAUGAGUUCAAUGAGUUUUCAGACGUUGUUGGAGUGCAUAUCAUCCUGGGCCCCAAGAGUGACAUCAAACUCAAAAUCAACAGCCAUGAUCACUUGGAGGACAAUCCUCGUGCAGAGAUGUGCUAUGAGGAGGUCAUUCCUCAUGCUGAGUUGGUUAUGAAGGUGUUGGGUCUCAUGGGCAACAGCACAGCUUCAAGGACGAUAUUCCUUGGUGGUGAAAGUGGUGACGAAAUGUCUGAAUCGGAUGACGGAGUUGGUACGUACGUCAAACAGAAGACCACCAACCGUGUUGAGCUUCAAGAAGAAGAGUUCAAUCGCAUGAUGGACGACAUGGACAUCAAGCUCGACAAGGAGAAAAGUGAUGAAGCUGAAGUUGUUGGUGAACCUCCCGCCAGUUACAGUCCUGAAGAAUGGAGGGCAUUGCCCGCCAAGGAGAGGGAUGUCAUCAUUCGUCGUGGACAGCUAGAAGCUGAGGCCGAAAAGCUCAAAGAGAUCAAGUUGAAGAAGGAGAAAGAGAAAAAGGCCAAAGCCGAAUCUGCCGAGAAGAAGAAGUCCGAAGCAAAUUCACACAAAGAUCCACCCAAAGAUGGAGGACGAAAGAAGAAGAAAAAGAGUAAUAGAGAAUUGAAGGAGAGCUCAAGCAAAGAUGGCAGCAAGGACGCUGCUGUUGGCGUGGGGACGCUCCGAGGGGAUUGGAUAUGCAUUCCUGCGACCCAUGAACCGAGGAAGUUGAACCAUGUCGAGGAUCAUGGCGAUCGGGCAUGCUCAACAGCGACCCGUGAUGCUAAUGGUCUCAUCAACUUCAAGAAGUACAACAAUGAUGUUUUGGCAGGGAAGUUCCGGUUUGGCAAGACCAUUCUGAUCACGGACCUCGUCUACAAGUGCAGCUCGAAUGCAAGGGGAAUGACCAACAUCCAGUAUGGGCUCGAUGAGAUGGGCUAUGCCAUCACGGUCAUCGACAUCAACAGCUUCAAAGGUGUGACCAAAGCCCAGAAAUUCCUCAAUGCAGUUGAACACUUGAAGAGAAACGUGAUGCCGGACAUCGCGGCAGAGGAGAACGUGACGAUCCAUUUUUGGAUAUUAUUUUCAUUUCUCAUCACUGACCACCACCCAUAUCAUGUGUGGGUUGAACGAAACUUCACUGAACGACUGGCCGAGGCAAUUCGAGAAGUCGACAAGAUGGCGACGAGACCAAUCUUCGUGUCGCUGUGCAAGAACUCCAGGUUUCAUGGUAUUCCAUCUGGUAUCCAAGACAUUGCUAUGGACACGGCAGACAUCUUGAGAAGCUUUGGAAUCAUGGUCACCACUGGUGAUGGAAUGUGGAGAUUGAUGUAUGGUCAUGCUGGCAACCACUACAUGAACAACCACCAAAUGCCAGAUCGACUGGGAGUUUUCGCCACCAUUGAGAAAUUCUUGUUCAGACAGCGGGUACUGUUGAUGUGCUCUCUGAACGUCGCGCUAUCGCACUUCGGAACGGUCAGAGUUCCCAGGGAUCGCGUGAAGCAGAUCUUCACUGGAAAACGUGGGAGACAAUAUGUCGUUAUUCGAGAAGAGUUCCCAUUGGAGACCGAGAAGGGCACAUUCGAACGAUUUGCAUAUCGUGCAGAUCCGGGUGAGCUACUUGCAGGCCUGGAGGCAUCGCUCACAACAUCUUCCAUGGAACGACAAGAUCGACAACAACUCCCAACACCAAGAGAG
Molecule: messenger RNA, 2778 nt
Organism: Cladocopium goreaui
Lineage: Eukaryota; Dinophyceae; Suessiales; Symbiodiniaceae
Source: the annotation of a GenBank genome assembly